CUUAUCUUCUCUUCCUUUGUGUUUGCACCUUUUUUUAGUGUGCUCUGUGGGACCGGGAACACUGGAGAGAAACGUCUCUGCCUGCCUCUGUCACAGGUCACUCAUGUCUGUGGGACUAGAACCCGACUUCUCCAGUGAUGAGGUGUUUGUCAGCCGGUUCCCCAUCCACCGCGCCUGUCGGGAUGGAGAUGUUGGUGCACUGCUCUCACUGUUCCAGCAGCUGUCUGACCAGGCUCAUCUGACUGUGGAGGACUCCUGCUACGGCUGGACCCCCAUACACUGGGCUGCCCAUUACGGACAGCUGGAGUGCGUGGUGCGCCUGGUCCAGAUGGGUUGUGAGGUGAACACUGUGACCAGCCGCUUCAACCAGACACCAACACACACCGCAGCGUUUGGAGGACAUCCUCACUGCGUGGUGUGGCUAACUCAGGCUGGAGCUGACGUCAACAGGCAGGAUUUUGUAGGCGAGGCUCCCAUCCACAAGGCAGCUCGCUCAGGUAGCUUGGAGUGUAUCCAGGUCCUGUUGCUAGCAGGUGCUAAACCACAUUUAAGGAACGCCAGUGGGCAGACGGCAGCAGACCUGGCCCAUGCUCACGGCUUCCACGACUGUUUCCGCUUCAUCUCCAAAACCCAGAAGCUCAGCGGAGUCCACGUGAACGGAGUGCAGAAUGGAAACAGUGGCCCGUGUGGUGAGGACCUGCUGAGCAGAAAGAGGCUGCUGGAUGCGGUGGACACCCGUGACAUGAAGAAAGCCCGGAGAGCCGAGAAUGUGUUGGUGCAGAUGCAGAGUGGAGGCGAGGAGCUGGAGAGUAUGAACAUGGAGUCCACACAGGAGCUGCACUCAGCAGAUGACACCAAAUUUACCGCCAACGGCCAUCAUCACACAGUGCCUUAUACCGACCAGGACCACCCCGAGCCACCCAAGAGCCUGGCCCCGCCCUCCCCUCCAGCCAACCAGCAGGCGGCAGCACCCACUCAGCACUCAUUCUCCGACAUGUGCGGUUCACUGCAUCUGACUGGCAGUCCCAGCAGCUGCGUGUCCCAUCGGCCGGCCUGGUGGGGGCUGAUGGGAGCUGACUGCGGGGACUCCCUGCAUUACGGACACUACCACGGUUUUGGAGACACGGCGGAGGAGCUGAGUGACAGCAGCAGCACGCAGGCCGAGCACAGAUACAAGCAGGUGGUGGCCAGCACCGUCCACCUGUACCGCGGCUCAUAAAGACACGGUGAGGCUUCACAGCCGGAGGACUUUCUGACAUGAGUGUGACACUGUGGAAGUUAUUAUGCUGCCAAACCCACAGUCACUAUUCCAGACAUGUUUCAUCCAGUUUGAUGAAAUCUUUCUAAAGUUUUCAACUUUCAACUUUCUCAUGCUAAGAAUUCAUUAGUGCAAUGUGUUUAACAGAAAACAAAGGGCAAUAACAAUAUUCAUGCUCAGCUGUAAUAUCAAUAUGAAACUGAGAUCUUGUUGAAGUCAGGGACUGUUUUCUGUCACAUAUAGGUGAGCUCUGACGCCUCAACCGUGUUUCCAUGUUCAACAUCCAGCUGCUCAUGCUGCGCUGUUCAGUGAACAGCUGGAGCUGUGUGCAGUAUUUACAUUCCCCUGUCCGGCUGUUUGCACUAUGAAGGGCUGUCAGGCUGCAUUAUGUGCUGUUUUGUGUGUGUUGGUGGAGGCUGUCCUUUAGCAGGGAGAAGAACUGCACCGAAGCGCCUCGUCAGCCUCCAUCUACCAAAGGGAAUGUGUGUUUUCUUCUUCAUGUCUCAGAGCAGAGGAGUGUGUGUCAUCUUCCACAGCACACUGUGGGCUUUUUGGAUUCUUGGACAUACAGACAGUGUGCUGAAGACACGCUGCCUCUUUUUGUAAACACUAUGUGAGCUGUGUGGGAAUGUGCACCACGUGCCAAAAACGGACUGACUCCAACCAGGCACUGCUGCUUCUACAGCUGCUGUACACUUUCUAUUAAAACAUGUUUUGCAUUUUUAUAAGAA
Larimichthys crocea (large yellow croaker) is the source of this 1989-nucleotide messenger RNA. It is a transcript of the gene ankrd10a, whose product is annotated as ankyrin repeat domain 10a. The record is from RefSeq and is a predicted model, not a curated record. The transcript has 6 exons. The coding region runs from base 104 to 1219 and encodes 371 amino acids. Gene Ontology annotation, molecular function: protein binding. Lineage: Eukaryota; Metazoa; Chordata; Actinopteri; Sciaenidae.